CCCUCCAGCCCCGGCCGGCCAAUCGCAGGCGUCGAUGCUGGCAGGUGCGGGUGUUAUUGUUUUGGGCUAAAGUUAAAGGCCCCGAGACGGGAGAAGGAGUCCCGGUGUGUCCGGUGAUCAGAGCCCGAGAGACAGCGCGGCAGCCGGGGCCUCCCUCCCCCUCCCCCCGCUCACAGCAGCCCGAUCUACUGACACCACCCGGGGCCAGCGGGGACCCCCCCGGCCAGUCCGUGUCACCCGGGAUACACAGGGGGACCUCGCCCCCAGCCGCCCCCAUGAGGAGAGAGAUGAACGGGGUGACCAAGGGCCGGUUUGAGAUGUUCUCAAACAAUGAUGAGGCUCAGAUUAAUAAGAAGCUUCCCAAGGAGCUUUUGCUAAGGAUUUUCUCCUUCUUAGAUGUUGUGACCUUAUGUCGGUGUGCUCAAGUGUCAAGGGCUUGGAAUGUCCUGGCUCUUGAUGGCAGCAACUGGCAGCGAAUUGACUUGUUUGAUUUUCAGAGAGACAUUGAGGGUCGUGUAGUAGAAAAUAUCUCUAAGCGUUGUGGGGGUUUUCUACGCAAACUUAGCUUGCGGGGAUGCCUUGGUGUGGGAGAUAAUGCACUCAGAACCUUUGCGCAGAACUGUAGGAACAUAGAGGUUUUAAAUUUGAAUGGCUGCACCAAGAUUACAGAUACAACCUCCUCGAGUCUCAGUAAAUUUUGCUGUAAACUGAGGCACCUGGAUCUGGCGUCUUGCACAUCCAUCACUAACCUGUCCCUCAAGGCACUCAGCGAGGGCUGCCCCCUCCUGGAGCAGUUGAACAUAUCUUGGUGUGAUCAGAUAAGCAAAGAUGGGAUCCAGGCUUUGGUGAAAGGCUGUGGUGGGCUACGAUUCUUAUCGCUUAAGGGUUGCACCCAGUUGGAAGAUGAGGCUCUUAAAUUUAUUGGGUCCCAUUGUCCAGAGCUUGUAACGUUAAAUCUACAGGCGUGUUCACAGCAGAUCACGGACGAUGGUCUCAUUACGAUUUGCCGUGGAUGUCACAAACUCCAAUCUCUCUGUGCCUCCGGUUGUUCCAAUAUCACAGACUCCAUUCUCAAUGCACUGGGGCAAAACUGCCCCCGUCUCAGAAUACUUGAAGUGGCACGAUGUUCACAACUGACAGAUCUGGGAUUCACCACUCUAGCCAAAAAUUGCCAUGAGCUGGAGAAAAUGGAUCUUGAAGAGUGUGUCCAGAUCACAGACAGCACUCUCAUCCAGCUCUCCAUACACUGUCCCAGACUGCAGGUCUUGAGUCUCUCGCACUGUGAGUUGAUCACGGAUGAUGGAAUCCGCCACCUGGGCAAUGGAGCAUGUGCCCAUGAUCGACUGGAGGUCAUAGAGCUAGAUAAUUGCCCUCUAAUUACCGAUGCAUCCCUGGAACACCUAAAGAGUUGCCAGAGCCUCGAACGAAUUGAGUUAUAUGAUUGCCAACAGAUAACACGAGCUGGAAUCAAGAGGCUACGGACACAUCUACCAAAUAUUAAAGUUCAUGCCUACUUUGCUCCAGUCACUCCUCCUCCCUCAGUAGGAGGCAGCAGGCAGCGGUUUUGCAGAUGCUGUGCCAUCCUAUGAGAGACAAAUCUUGGGAACCUUCUCCCAUCCCUUCCCAUUUGGGAUUCCAGGUGGACUCAUUCACAAGAGAAUGCGCCAGCUGUUGUGGCUGGGGAGGGGAGCGAAAAAAGCAUUCCCUCCAGAAAAUACCCACCACCCCGAUGAGAUGAGGUGGUGUCAAGCAAACCCCCCUGGGUUUUUUUAUUUUUUUCUUUUUUUUUAUUUUUUUAUUUUCUGGUGGAAUAGUAACUUGAGUCCUGAACAGCUGGAGAAUCCCACAGCACUCCGGGAGUAAAGUCCUCAUCAAAGCAAGGGAUCAGCUGCUACAUUUAGGAGAAGUGAGAGAUUAUCAAUGUUGCUGUUUAGGGCUCUGUCCCGACCUCUUUGUUGCCCGUUCAAAUCAGGCGUAUUUAUAAAGAGGAGGCAAGCUGU
Pelobates fuscus (common spadefoot toad) is the source of this 2000-nucleotide messenger RNA. RefSeq names its product F-box and leucine rich repeat protein 20 (gene FBXL20). NCBI's taxonomy places the organism in Eukaryota, Metazoa, Chordata, Amphibia, Anura, Pelobatidae. The record is from RefSeq and is a predicted model, not a curated record. Gene Ontology annotation, cellular component: cytoplasm. The transcript is spliced from 15 exons. Gene Ontology annotation, molecular function: protein binding. Bases 276 to 1589 code for a protein of 437 amino acids.